Messenger RNA from Kwoniella shivajii, 2760 nucleotides. RefSeq lists its product as uncharacterized. Gene Ontology annotation, molecular function: glycogen phosphorylase activity; pyridoxal phosphate binding. The transcript is spliced from 23 exons. Bases 1 to 2760 code for a protein of 919 amino acids. The record is from RefSeq and is a predicted model, not a curated record. Gene Ontology annotation, cellular component: cytoplasm. Gene Ontology annotation, biological process: glycogen catabolic process. Lineage: Eukaryota; Fungi; Basidiomycota; Tremellomycetes; Tremellales; Cryptococcaceae.
AUGGUUUAUAUUGGUUCAGGUGAUGCCAAGCUUGGUAGAGCAAGAUCUAGAUCACACUCAUCUCAUGGAUCUAGAACACCAAGUCUUCAUCAGCCAGGAUUGUCUCGUCGUUCUUCCAUGUCCGCCGGCCAUCCGGGAGGCUUGAAGCAAGUCGAUACCACUCAAAUCGGUAUUCCUGUGAUCACUCCUCGAAAAGAACGACCUGGACAUGUCCGAUCUCUGACAGGUUCAUACUUCCCCGCUCAAAAAGGUGUUGUGACAAUGGAAGAUGAAUGGCCCAUCGGUGAUGAGAAAACAUGGAAGACUGCUCUCAAAGCAAUGGACUUUGACCAUGAGGAUGAUCAAGAGGUUGCCAACACUGUUGUUAGACAUGUUACCACCAGUCUGGCUAGACAAGCUUAUAACAUGGACAAUAUCGCAGCAUAUCAUGCUACUGCCUUGUCUGUGCGAGACAGGCUUCUCGAGCGAUGGAAUGAGACUGCUCUCCAUCACACUAAGAAGGCACCCAAACGGGUCUACUAUUUCUCUAUUGAGUGGCUUAUCGGAAGGUCUCUCGAUAACGCUGUCCUCAACUUGGGUUUGAGAAACACCUACGAGAAUGCCUCUCAGAAGCUUGGUUUCAACUUCGAAGAUUUGCUUAACGAAGAGAGAGAUGCCGGGUUGGGUAAUGGUGGUCUUGGUCGUCUCGCCGCUUGUUACAUUGAUAGUAUGGCAACCCUUAAUAUUCCGGGUUGGGGUUAUGGUCUUAGGUACAAUUACGGUAUUUUCAAGCAACUCAUCUCCAGUACCGGUGAACAGCUCGAAGCUCCUGAUCCAUGGCUUGAUCGAGAGAACCCUUGGGAAAUUGGUCGUCUUGAUGUAGCAUACCCCAUUCGGUUCUAUGGAAGAGUAGAAAACGUUCCAAGUUCCGACAAAGCUGUCUGGUCUGGUGGCAUGGAAUGUCUUGCCGUAGCUUACGACACCCCCAUUCCUGGUUUCAACACGAAAAAUUGUGCUAAUAUCCGACUCUGGAGUGCUAAGCCAGUACAAGGUUUUGAUUUGAACUCUUUCAAUGGUGAGUACCGUGAAGUUGAGAACAUUACUCGAGUCCUUUACCCCAAUGACAACAUGUACGCGGGUAAGAAACUCCGGAUCAUGCAACAGUACCUCUGGGUUAGCGCUUCUCUCCAAGAUAUCCUCAGAAGAUUCACUAAACUCGACCUCCCUUGGACCGCGCUUCCAGAUUAUGUCUGUAUUCAAAUGAACGAUACUCAUCCUACUCUCGCCAUCCCUGAGCUCAUGAGAAUCUUGAUGGACGAGGAGGAACUUUCAUAUGAGGAUGCUUGGAAGAUCACUACUAAGGUCUUUGCUUAUACCAACCAUACUGUGCUCCCUGAAGCCCUCGAAAGAUGGCAGAUUGACUUGUUUGAAAGUCUAUUACCUAGACACUUGCAAAUCAUCUACAAAAUCAACUAUGACUUCAUGCAAGCCGUUGCUAAAAGAUGGCCAGGUGACGCAGAUCGAAUGAGAAGAAUGAGUAUCAUCGAAGAGGGUAGUCCCAAAUACGUCAGAAUGGCCUACCUCGCUAUCGUCGGAUCCUUCAAGGUCAACGGUGUAGCCGAGCUACACAGUCAGCUCUUGCAAGCUACCAUCUUCAAGGACUUUGUUGAGUUCAAAGGAAGAGACUUCUUUACCAAUGUCACAAACGGUAUCACUCCUCGAAGAUGGCUCCUUCAAUGUAACCCUCAAUUCGCAGCCCUCAUCACCCACACUUUAGGUAAUGAUCAUUGGCUCACUCACCUCAAGACCCUCAAGCAACUCUUGCCAAUGGCCGAGAAUGAAGAGUUCAGAAAAGCAUUCACCAGCAUUAAGAUGGAGAACAAGCAAAGGUUGGCGGAACUAGUCGAGGCGGAGCUUGGUAUCACCUUGAACAUUGACAGUAUAUUCAUGACUCAAAUCAAAAGGUUGCACGAGUAUAAACGUCAAACCCUCAACUUGUUCGCCGUCAUUUACCGAUACUUGCGAAUCAAGAACGCCUCUCCCGAAGACAGAAAGAAGAUUGCCAAGCAUACUGCAAUCUUCGCUGGAAAAGCUGCACCAGGAUACUACAUCGCUAAGCUUACCAUCCGACUCAUCAACAAUGUCGCCCGGGUGGUCAACAAUGAUCCGGAUGUUGGUGAUAUCCUCAAAGUGGUAUUCAUUCCCGAUUACAGUGUCUCCAUUGCCGAGGUCCUCGUUCCUGCUUCCGAUGUUUCAGUACAGAUCAGUACUGCUGGUACUGAAGCCUCCGGUACCUCCAACAUGAAAUUGGCUCUCAACGGUGCUCUAUUGCUUGGUACCGUUGACGGUGCCAAUGUCGAAAUCGCCGAGGACGCGGGUGAAGAUCAAUCUUUCCUUUUCGGACAUCUCAACGAACAAGUCGAAGGAGUCAGAUUCACCAACUCGUACCAGCCCACCCCACUUGAACAACGAUCUCCCGAGCUCGCUGAGGUAUUCAAAGCUAUUGAAGGUGGCAUUUUCGGUGAUGGGCAUACUUACGACCCUUUGUUGAAGACAGUUUAUGAGCAUGAUCACUACCUGGUGUCGAACGACUUUGGAUCUUACCUCGCCGCCGAGAAACUAAUGGACGAGACGUACGAUAACAACCGCACUGAAUGGGUCAAGAAAUCCAUCAUUACAGCUUUCAAUAUGGGCGAUUUCUCAUCUGAUAGAUCUGUACAAGAUUACGCAGAUGGUAUCUGGAGUGUUGAACCUUGUGAAGUUCCUGAGACUGUCGUCUGA